This is a messenger RNA of Sesamum indicum (sesame), 1444 nucleotides long. RefSeq names its product bZIP transcription factor 11. NCBI's taxonomy places the organism in Eukaryota, Viridiplantae, Streptophyta, Magnoliopsida, Lamiales, Pedaliaceae. Gene Ontology annotation, molecular function: DNA-binding transcription factor activity; transcription cis-regulatory region binding. Gene Ontology annotation, cellular component: nucleus. The record is from RefSeq and is a predicted model, not a curated record. Gene Ontology annotation, biological process: positive regulation of DNA-templated transcription.
UGAUGAUCAGACAGGACAAUUAAUAUAUGAACACAACAACAUUGGAUUUGUCAAAUUGUUUAAUCACAAUAAUUGCAACAUAAAUAAUAAUAAUAAUUCAUUUCAUUCUCUCUUCUCUAAAACUCAUGUCUUUGUUAUUACCUGUAUGACUAUAAAUCCCACCUCCAAAACCAUCAAACCCCUCUCCUCUCCAUCUUUACAUAUAUAUCCUCAAAUUUCUCUUCAUCCAUCAGAGGUUUGAUCUCCAUUUUCUUACCGGGAUUGCAUCCAUCCGUCCGGCUAGCUUCGUUUUUCUGUUAUAAUUUCUUCCUCAAUAUCGAUCAGACAACCUUUUCAUAUGUGGAUCAAAGCUGGAAUUCAUCAUCAUCAAGACUACUACUGAUGAUCAUGUCGGCUGUACUCAGUGAAAUCCUCCUCUCUGGAUUCACAGUCAACUCCACCCUUCGCCGCCGUUCCCACCUCGUUCAAUCCUUCUCCGUCGUCUUCCUCUACUGGUUCUACGUCUUCUCAUGAGCAACAAAUUUGAACCAUAUUCUGAAACACAUACAAAAACCCUCAAAUUCUUGCAAUAAUCCAAGAAUUAAUAUUUUUGUAGUAUUAUUUCUAACCCCAUUUCUAGUUCUGUAAAAACUAUAAAUUCUUGCAAUAUAUUGUUAAGACAAGACAAGACAAGAAUUCUUGUUUCAACAUGGCUUCUAGAGGUGGGACUUGUUCAGGCUCAAGCUCUGAUCAGGAGAAUCAUCAGAAUCUGACGACAGAAAUUAUGAGGAAACGAAAGAGGAUGAUUUCCAACCGUGAAUCAGCGCGAAGAUCCCGGAUGAGGAAGCAGAAGCACCUGGAUGAUCUGACGGCUCAGGCUGCUAAUCUGAGGGCUGAAAACAAUCACGUUCUUACAAACAUCAAUCAUGUGACUCAGCUGUAUUUGAAUGUUGAAGCUGACAACUCUGUUCUAAGGGCUCAAAUUUCUGAGUUAAACCACAGACUCAAGUCUCUCACUGAUAUAAUCAGCUGCAUGCGAUUGGAUGGAGCUGCUUUUGAUGAUCAUGAUUUUCAUGAUAAUUGUGAUUAUGAUCAUGAUCAGAUCGGGGGUGGUGAUGACUUGUUCAGCCCUUGGACCUUAGUCCAUGUUAAACAGCCGAUCAUGGCUUCUUCUGACCAUGGUUUCAUGUACUGAUCAUGAUCAUGAUGAUCCAUGCAUGUUCAUCUUCAUUCAUACAUACAUAUAUAUAUGUGUGUAUGUAUGUAUAUGCUGUGUAAGGGCAAUUAGGUUUUCAUUUCAACAAUAGAAGUUGAAGUCUUGAAGUGAAUAUUGUAUGAUGAUGAUGAUGAUGAUGAUAUGGUUGAGUCAAAUUCUUGAGUGCCUGUAAUAUCAUUCCUUUCGAGAGAUCAUGUAAAGUUGUAAUAAUCCAAUUAAGUGUAAUAUAAUAUAUAUUUGAUUUGAUCA